Cyprinodon tularosa is the source of this 1835-nucleotide messenger RNA. Its product is annotated as dual specificity testis-specific protein kinase 2-like. Bases 147 to 1097 code for a protein of 316 amino acids. The transcript is spliced from 9 exons. Gene Ontology annotation, biological process: actin cytoskeleton organization; protein phosphorylation. Gene Ontology annotation, molecular function: ATP binding; protein serine/threonine kinase activity. NCBI's taxonomy places the organism in Eukaryota, Metazoa, Chordata, Actinopteri, Cyprinodontiformes, Cyprinodontidae. The record is from RefSeq and is a predicted model, not a curated record. Gene Ontology annotation, cellular component: nucleus; cytoplasm.
GGCAACCACACAGGCACGCGCACACAGGAAAGGGCGCGCGUCCCCGCGCUGUGCGCUGAGAGGCUUCCUGAUAGACGUGAGCCUUCAGCGGCUCUUUGAACAGCUGCUCUUCUUCUUCGCUCCUGAUUCUGGCAGACCCCUCCAGGAUGUGUGAUGUGGACACGUCCUCAGAGCCCACCAGUCCCACGCUGUCCACCGAGUCCUCAGACCAGUGCUACCAUGUGGACCGCUGGCAGAAGCUCCGCACAGCUGUGCGUAAACUGGAGUUCUGGGAAAACUUCAGUGCUGAACCAAUUGGGAGCGGAUUCUUCUCCAGAGUCUAUAAGGUGACCCACAGCGGGACGAGGAAGGUGAUGGUGGUGAAGAUCUACAAAAACGAUGUAGACCAAGACAGCAUCGUGAGAGAGAUCAGCCUCCUGCAGAAGCUCUCACACCCAAAUGUUGUCAGAUAUCUGGGCAUCUGUGUGAAAGAAGACAAGCUGUACCCGAUCUUAGAGUACGUCAGCGGUGGCUGUUUGGAGGAGCUACUGGCCAGGAAAGACCUUCUGCUCAGCUGGAGAGAUAAGGUGGACCUGGCUUGUGAUAUAAGCAGAGGAAUGAUCUACCUACACUACAAGAACAUUUACCACAGAGAUCUGAACUCCAAGAACUGUCUGAUCCGGGUGACGCCUCGCGGUCGGGAAGCUCUGGUGACGGAUUUUGGGCUGGCGAGGGAGGUGGUGGAGCCGCCUGUGAAGGACCCUGGCAGGAAGCUGUCGUUGGUGGGCUCAGCCUUCUGGAUGGCUCCUGAGAUGCUCAGAGGAGAGCCCUACGACCGCAAGGUGGACGUUUUCUCCUUCGGGAUUCUUCUCUGUGAAAUCUUUGCCAGGAUCCCAGCAGACCCAGAGGUCCUCCCCAGAACCCAGGACUACGGGCUGGAUGUGGAGGCCUUCAGCAGGAUGGUUCCUGACUGCCCUCAGCGCCUCCUGCAGGUGGCAGCCAGCUGCUGCAUGGUGGAGUCCUUCCGGCGCCCGGCGUUCACAGAGAUACUGGACCAGCUGGGCGUAGCAGGCGAGGACCUGGAGCCGCCAUCAGAGCCGGAGCUAACGGCGAGCUGAGCGGCGUUUGUUCAGCUGCCAGGAUCAUUGAUGACUAUGUGGACAGGAAGCCGGGAUGAUCAGGAGUUCCUAGAUCCGCCCUGAGCAUCGACGCGCCGCCUGCUCUCUGCUUCUCGCUGUAUGUCGGGUUAUCAGAACACGUUUUGGCAGCACCUGGAUGAGCAGUUACACCCGCAGGGAAAUAGAUCUGCUUCAAUCAGACGUCUGAUCCUUUAGCUGCUGUCACGUCUCUGGAACCAAUGAUCCGAUCUGCUGUUUCCGUCUUUGUCUCUAAUUGUCUGCCUGCAAACACAACCUCUGUCCAGAUGUUCCCUCACAGCUUUAGACGUAAAACGCUUCACACCAAUGAGAAACCAGAGAAACCUUUGCUUUCUUUUUUCAUUUGUAAACUCCAGAGUUACUGAGAGGAUCCAGGACAUUUCUUCUCCAUCCGCACUGAGACGAUGAAAACAUUAGAUGAAUGAUUUCAGGAUUGUUCCAUCAUUGAAUGAAUCCUUUGAAAGCACAUUUCUCCAUAUUCUUCCUUUGUGGAUUGAAAGUUUUCCCAGAGGAAAGUCUAAAAUGAGGUCUCCUAGGCAACCAUGACACCAAAACCAGACAAAGGUUCAUUUCUCCUGCGUCUGCGUUUUUUUCUCUUGAUUUAUUCUCCUUUCAUAAAAGAUUUCAACCAGCUGUAAUAAAUUGUUGUGUCUCUUUGAAAUCAGAGAAAUCUCUUUGAAAUCAGAGAAAUCUUUAAAA